UCUAAUGUUAGUACUUGAGAUUUGCUGUUUUUCGUAAUUCUGGAUGCGCACCAGACAUCAUUGGAAUGAGGAAGAACCUACAUUGCUGGAGUCUUGGAAAUAUUCCCAUUUUUUUUUCACGAUCAGAAUUAUCUCAUCAGAAUCUUCUCAAACUCAAUCUCACUCUCGCUUCUACUAUAGUAUCAAGUAUCUUCUGAAGAAAAAGAUGAAUCCGUUUUUCUUUUUUCGCACCUUCUUUGCGCAACACGAGCGGCAUUUCGAACGUGGCCUAAAAGACCUCUUACUCCAGAGCGCCGCAUUUCGAAAAUUUGCCGUUACCACGUCUAAAUGGCCUCAAAUGCUCUCAGACUUCGCUAAAGGCUUUUCAGGCUCUUCAUCUUCACCAGUAAGGCACCGGCCGGAUCUCUUCCUAGAGAAGAACAAGGACAAGGUCUGGAACAUGCUGUCACCUGCGCAGAAGCAAGCUGGAAGAAGAUUUGUAUCAAAAGUUGGGGAGAGUGCCGUCAGGCAGACGAUCAGGCGGACAGUGACGGAAGUCCUGAGACAUGCGCAAAAAAAACUCUUUAAAUAAAAUUUAUAUUUCAGAGUUCAGACACAGCACCGCAACUCCAAGUGCCGGUGCGGCAGAAUAAAGGCUCAGCAGAAAGACAAUAGGUUCUUGUUUGUGUACAGACUAUUGAAAUGAGCAGGAAAGAAAAAAAAAUCGAGAACGUCACAUUGGUUGCUUCUUUCUGAGGGCAUCUCGAGCUCGAGGACAAGCUGCAGGCAGAGAAAGACUUAUACAGAUUGUUGAACUUUUGCUCCUUUAAGCGUCUGUGGAGGAGGUGGCACAAACAU
Amoebophrya sp. A25 is the source of this 837-nucleotide messenger RNA. The record is from the annotation of a GenBank genome assembly. Lineage: Eukaryota; Dinophyceae; Syndiniales; Amoebophryaceae.